AAAAAAUCAUACAAUUGAAAUUAUUCAAAACUACAAUACCUAUAUUUAUGUUACUAAUAAUUUGUUAUCCGUCUUCAAAAAUUUCAUAUUUUAUUGAUGAAAUAUUAAAUCCUUAUUUUUCAAUUAAUUGGCCAUCAAUGAUAUUGAUCAGAUAUACACUUGAGAGACAAGAUGCGUUCCAAAGGAAAUUCCACAUACGACAAACCAAGAGUGACAGGGAGAGACAGAGAGGGAGGGAGAGAUGGAUAGAUCGUCAGAUAUAUUCCUGGUACACUUACGCGUUCCUGCAAGUUCAAGCUCGAGGCAGGAAGGACGAUUUGCGGCCGACAAAGCCGGUUAAACGGAAGUGGCAGUCGGUUAUACCGCCACUAAGUAAGUGCGAAUUAACGUGUGGAGAGGAUCGACGUGAACGAUAGUAAGAGAUAGAAAUCGUUCGAACUGAGAAACGAUAUUAUCAAUUAUUCCUCUUCCGAUUGUUUAAAGAAAGAAUUCUGCUAAUAUAGCACGAAUGGAACGUUUGAGAAGAAAAUUCCUUUUUUCGAAAAACAGGUAUUUGAUUUUAUCAUAUUUGAUUGUAUAUUGUAUUUUAUAUUUAGUGUCGACGAAUGGUUUUACAUUUAUCACUUGCUCUUUGAGAAGCUAUUUCAAA
Messenger RNA from Heterotrigona itama, 649 nucleotides. NCBI's taxonomy places the organism in Eukaryota, Metazoa, Arthropoda, Insecta, Hymenoptera, Apidae. The record is from the annotation of a GenBank genome assembly.